AUGAAGUCGAGGCUGCUAGUAUUUGCAUGCUUUGUCUUCCUUGUUUAUGCAAGAGAACCAUUAAAGAUAGGUUUUUUAGAAGGGAUCUUUGGGAAAAAAUCAUCAGAUAAAGAAACUGGAAAGGGUAAUGGAGGAGGAGGUGGUCCAUUACCUCCCAAUCCCGAUGAGGAAGAAGCUAUAAGAAAGUUAAGACUCCAAGCUUUAAUGUUGGGUACAGAGGUCGAAGAUCUAGGCAAAAUCAUAAAUCAGCAAUCUAGGGAAUUGGAACAAAGAAGGGAGGAAGAAGGAGAAAAACUAAAAAAUAGUUCUCAAGGAGUGAUACAGGCGUCAGAAAACAUUAAAAGCAUUAACGAAGAAAGUAAAAAAGGUCGGAGAAAAAUUCGUAGACUUCAAAAGAGGAUUAAACCACAUACAUCAGCUAUAGAAAAAAUAAUUAAUGAUGAAGAAGGUGGAGAAGACAGAGAUGAUGAUGAUAACGAUGAUGAUGAUGACGAUGAUGAUGACGAUGACGAUGACGAUGACAAAAAGAAAAAGAAAAGCAAAAAGAAAAGCAAAAAGAAAAACAAAAAGAAAGAUGGUAAAAAUAAGCCCAAAUCAGGAGGACUAAGAGGAUUGUUAGGGUUAGGAAAGAAAGGACAAAAGGAUUGA
Molecule: messenger RNA, 648 nt
Organism: Encephalitozoon intestinalis ATCC 50506
Lineage: Eukaryota; Fungi; Microsporidia; Unikaryonidae
Exons: 1
Coding region: 1-648 (215 amino acids)
Source: RefSeq, a predicted model, not a curated record